Molecule: messenger RNA, 2206 nt
Organism: Arvicanthis niloticus (Nile rat)
Lineage: Eukaryota; Metazoa; Chordata; Mammalia; Rodentia; Muridae
Gene: Acyp2
Product: acylphosphatase 2
Molecular function (GO): acylphosphatase activity
Source: RefSeq, a predicted model, not a curated record
UGCUUAAAAUUCUAAAGUUUUAGAAUCACAUUUUAUUAGCAAUCCAUGCUGAAAUGGUACAUAAAAAUUUCCAUUUGCUAAUGUUCGGCUGUUGGCAGACAGUCCAUUUUUCUGGCUUAGCAAAUGUCAAUUGUUGCUAAAGUUAAAACAGAACUACAUAAUAGCUGGCAGAGCCACUCCUGGGUAAAUGUGGAGAGAAGUGAGGCGUUGAUUAAGAAAAGGAAAAUGUCUCCCUCCCAGUCAGUGAUUUUUAAGAUACAGAACUAAUGGGGAAAAAUGCACUGAAUGAGUGGGACAAAAUCUAACAAGCAUUUGCAAAGCCAACUGAAAAUCACAGGGAAGAUCUGGAAGCCCCUGGAGCCCAGAGCACCACAGGGAAAUUCAGGGAGGACAUGGGGGAGGGGAGGGAUUCCAGGCAAUGUAGGUUUCAGAGAUUUUAUUAUGUGGUACUGAAGACCUUAGAUUUGGUUCUGAAUGUAAUGGAGAGAACUUAAAGAUAUCUGAGAAUGACUUAAAAUCUGUUGAUUCCAUAGUUGUGACGGGUUGAAUAUGAUAUCACGUUUGCACAAUGAGCACGGGGCCCUGGGGAACGCAGAGCGGGAGCACCGUGCGUGCGAGCCCGAGCGCCCGGAGUCCGCCGCCCUCACUGUGGACUGCGGUCAUCUGCCGUCUUCCGACGCGUGACCCGGCGCGCUCCUGUCCCGACCGCCGGGCGCGGAUCCCAGCGCCCAUGAGCCUCCUUCCCCUGGCGGCCGUCGCACGCUCCGCGCCACACAACCCGCUCCGGCUGCUCGCGAGAAGGCUGGCCGCCAUGGCGGAGCCGCUGAAGUCUGUGGACUACGAAGUGUUCGGGACAGUGCAAGGUGUUUGCUUCAGAAUGUACACAGAAGGAGAAGCUAAGAAAAGAGGUCUGGUUGGCUGGGUGAAGAACACAAGAAAAGGCACAGUGACAGGUCAAGUACAAGGCCCCGAAGAAAAGGUCAAUUCCAUGAAGUCCUGGCUGAGCAAGGUUGGGAGUCCUAGUUCUCGCAUCGACCGGGCCGACUUUUCUAACGAAAAAACAAUCUCUAAACUGGAAUACUCUGAUUUUAGUAUUCGAUAUUAAUGGAAGAAAAAUAUCAAUUGCAAUGCUUAUAUUAUAGAAAUAAAACAUAUUCUUAGGUUUGUAAUAGGAGGAGAGUAGGACUAAGAACAGAAAGUUCCUGUUCUGAAAUUAUACAUUGUUGAAAUUUACUCACCUAUGUUUUAACAAGCAGAAACUAAAUGUUAUAAAAUAAAAUGUCAUUAUAAAUUAUCUGCUAUGAACAUUCAAGUAAAAUGUUGUCUUAUAGAGUCAUCCAUUUCAGAAAACAUUACAGUAUACAUGUUAUUUUAUAUUACAGUAUAUAUGUUAUUUGGCUAGACAUAAAAUAAAAUUAUCUAAAAUCACCUUUGGGUACUGUUGCCUAAUAGGCUGACUUUUAAUGUCCUCUGAAUACUAAUUUACUAUUAAGGUUGAGGGACUAGUCUUAAAGAUGGUUAAGAUAAAUUUGUGUGGUGAUCACUGUAACCAGAAAGUAUUAGCAAUGGAGAGUUAGCAUGUAAAAUUCCACUUACACUCAAGCCUGAUUUGGUGCAAAGUCGGACUUAGUAUCCUUGACUUCAUUGUUCUGUGGUCUGAUAGGCAAGCUUGGUGACAGCAGCUAGAAGAGCUAGUUUCAGUAUAGCAGGCUUUGAAAUUUUUAAUCUACUCCCUUCAGGUAUUACCCUAUGACUAAAAGCACUGAGAGUCUAAAUAAAUCACCUAAACUUGGACUGUCAUUUGGAGAUCUUCAAAUGAGAAUCAGGCAACAUAUUAUUGAAGAGAGGGUUCAUUUCUAUUCCAUGGAAUUACAAUAUGGAAUAGGAAAGACCUUUAACAGAAAAUACAACAGGAUUUCAGUUGUACAUACAUUAUAAAUGUUCUUCACUGAUUUCUAUUUUAAAUUUUAUUUGUUUUUAUUAUGUAUAUGCAUGUGCAGUUAUGCAUGAAUACAGAAAUGCAUUAUGAUGUGUGUGUAGAGGUCAGAGGACAACUUUUCAUAAGUCAUUUCUUUCCUAUCUUGUAUCUUCCCUGAGUUCCAGGCUUCAAGUACCUUUAUCUUUGUAGACCUGAUUUUCAUGUUUUUUAAAAAAUAUAUAUAACAAUUGAACCCUCAAUUAAAACACAGCUUUAUGUAGAACUGAA